AAAACCUCGUCACCACUCUUCCUCAUAUAUAUAUAAACUCGUUGCUGAAACUCACAACAGCAACAAAUACAUAAUCAACUCAUCAACCAGCUUGAUCUCCACCAUGUCUCCCUACGGCAAACUCGUUGAAUCCGAGCAGGAAAAGCUCGAAGCUCGCCGGAAAACCAGGAGGCGAGUCGCUAUCAUGAGCUUGUCAGCCGUGGUCCUGGUCGGCGUCGUUGUGGCUGCAGUGUUAGGAACAACUCUUGCUCACAACAAUGACGACCACGACGACAACAAUAGAAGCAGCAAUAAUAAUGUCGGUCUUUCAGCUUCGGUGAAAGCUGUGUGUGACGUGACAUUGUACAAGGAUGCUUGUUAUGACAGCCUCGGACGUGUGGUUCAAUCAACAUCAGGACAGGCGAUUAAGCCUGAGGAUUUGUUCAGAAUGUCCCUAAAGGUUGCAUUGGAUGAAGUCGCUGGUGCUGCUGAUAAGUAUUUUUCUGGUGAAAAAGGAGCUUUUGAGGAUUUGAUGAUGAUUGGUGAUAAUAGGACCAUGGAAGCUUUCAACAAUUGCAAGCAGCUUUUGGAUCUUGCUGUUGAUCAUCUCAAUGAUUCUUUGUCUUCUGGGCAGAGUUCUGUUCUUGAGCUUUUUGAUGAUCUUCAAACAUGGUUGACUGCUUCAGGAACAUACCAACAAACAUGCAUAGAUGGCUUAGAGGAAGCAAAAGAAUCACUAAAGAGCAGAGUCAGAAGCUACCUAAAGAACUCUACAGAGCUUACCGGCAACAGUCUCGCCAUUAUCACUUGGCUUAACAAAGCUGCAAGCACGCUAAACUUGAGAAGAAGACGCUUAUUAACCCUGCAAGAUGAUGACAAUGAAGCACCAGCAUGGCUUCAUCAGAAAGACAGAAAGCUUCUUGCAUCAGACAAGGACGUGAAGCAGAAAGCAGACAUUGUUGUGGCCAAAGAUGGCUCUGGAAAGUACAGAACAAUCUCUGAAGCACUCAAGCAUGUCCCUGAAAAGAGUAACAAGAGGACUGUGAUCUAUGUGAAGAAAGGAGUUUACUAUGAGAAUGUUAGAGUAGAGAAGAAAAAGUGGAACGUCAUGAUGAUUGGUGAUGGAAUGUCCAGAACAAUUGUGUCUGGUAGUCUCAACUUUGUCGAUGGCACGCCGACUUUUUCAUCUGCAACAUUUGCUGUUUUUGGGAGAAACUUCAUGGCAAGGGACAUGGGAUUUCGCAACACGGCAGGGCCAGAAAAGCACCAAGCAGUGGCACUGAUGACAAGUGCUGAUCAGGCUGUGUACUACAGAUGUCAAAUUGAUGCAUUCCAGGACACUCUCUAUGUUCAUGCACAGCGCCAGUUCUACAGAGAAUGCAACAUUUAUGGCACUGUUGAUUUCAUCUUUGGAAAUUCUGCCGUUGUGAUUCAAAACUGCAACAUCCUCCCAAAGGUACCUAUGUUGGGCCAGAAGAACACAAUCACAGCACAAGGGAAGAUUGACCCUAACAUGAACACAGGGAUUUCAAUUCAGAAUUGCAGAAUUUCACCCUUUGGGAACUUGAGUUCUGUGCAAACAUAUCUUGGAAGGCCAUGGAAGAACUAUUCAACAACUGUGUUCAUGAAGUCUUCAAUGGGAGACUUAAUUGACCGUAGUGGAUGGUUGCCGUGGGUAGGAAACUCAGCACCAGACACCAUUUUCUAUGCUGAGUUUCGGAAUUUUGGACCUGGUGCUUCAACUAAAGGUAGAGUCACAUGGAAGGGUUUAAGAACAAUUACUGCUAAAGAAGCAAAUAGAUUCACUGUCAAGACUUUUCUUCAAGGAGACCGAUGGAUUCCGGGGACAAGCACCCCCUACAAGUCUUAUCUAUGAUAAGUUUAUUUCAUAUUAAUACAAUGCAAACCUUCUUUUAUGAUAAUUUUCUUGGUUUUUUUGGUUUUUUUUCGGUUUUUUCUUUGCCUUCAUGGUUUUCCUUUGUAUUGUUAACCUCACAGCACUGAAUUGAUUUAUUUAAUUCAAUAUUUGGAUUAACAUUCUCGAGAAAUUAUUAGAUACAUUACUUAUGAGUGUUUCAUAAAGCAAAAUGAAGCCAAAUUGAAGGACUUAAUAUUGAAUCUUCAUUUAUAAACCCAUGAAUGUAAUAAACAGAAGGUCUCUGGUUUCUACUAGUGUCCAAUAAAAAUGGCAAUCAAGCUACAUUGAGAAUCAGAUAUGAUC
This is a messenger RNA of Prosopis cineraria, 2200 nucleotides long. RefSeq names its product putative pectinesterase/pectinesterase inhibitor 24. Gene Ontology annotation, biological process: cell wall modification. The record is from RefSeq and is a predicted model, not a curated record. Gene Ontology annotation, molecular function: pectinesterase activity; pectinesterase inhibitor activity. The transcript is spliced from 4 exons. NCBI's taxonomy places the organism in Eukaryota, Viridiplantae, Streptophyta, Magnoliopsida, Fabales, Fabaceae. The coding region runs from base 104 to 1855 and encodes 583 amino acids.